UGUGACCCGCUACGGCAAAACCCGACGCUUCUCGGCAAAUCCCAUUGUGUUGUAGGCCCGUUUGAACAUGAAAUUUCGAAUUUAGGGAUCAACUGAGAUUUUUGCAUGGUCAGAAAGUCUAUUUUUUAUAAAUUGAUUUAGAGAAAAAAUGAACUCAAAAGACGAUCUAGAAGUAUUUUUAAUUAUAUUUUGUAUCUAAUCAUGUGCUCCAUUGUCCAGUGAAAUUAGUUGAAACAAUGCGGUCAAAAGAGGGGAAAGUUCGCGAUUCAUCGCUUGUUGUUUUCCCUCUCAGUUUAUCAUGUUUGAGUCGAUCCCUGACGUACUUGGUACGAAAAUAACGAGAAAGGAUCGGUUAUUCCAAAUAUGGUUAUAUUGGGCGGUCCUAAAUAAAAUUGCCCAAUGAAAAAUGCCAUAAAAGAUGACAUCAUUUCGAUAAGCUGUCAAGCAGGCCGUAAACAAAAGCCCGUUGCCAGCCACGUGAUCCAAAUCCAGACACUUGAUUCGCCAAUAUUCGCACAUGACGUCAUUGCCUUGUUGUUGUGAUUGUUCAGCGGUCAAAUUCUCGCAUCGAAACACCAGCUUUUUCUUCGAAAACUUGUUCAGAAGUUUGUUUUUAAUGAGCUAGAGUUUCAUAUAUCAAGUGAAAUACGUGUAUUCGUCGAGUGGCUAGUACAAUGUCGAGGAAAAAGAGGAAUUUAACGGAUAAAACCGUCGCUUCUUUGUUGAAUGAUGCAUCGGCGUGCGGUAUGGACGUGCAUGGCUUGACCGAACACUUGGCUGACUACUUCGCGAACCCGACCGAGCCCCUGGCCGCGGGCGAGAGAGGAACUCCUUCUUCUCCUAGGCCUAGCUCCGACUCUGAAUCUGAGUCUGAUGAGUUCGAGGAGGCAGGUCCAGGACCAGCAGAGCCUUGUGAAAGCCGCGAUGAAAGCGGCGAUGAAAGCGGCGAUGAAAGCGAUUGGGUCGAUGAGGCAGAGGAGCCUAUGGAUUUGUCAAGUGACAAUGAAAGCGUCAUACGGAGACCGGGUCCUGUCAUUGAUGACGUGGAGGAGGAGGCGGCAGCGGCUACAAAUCUGGCCCAACAAAUAGAUCUUGAUCUGGAACCGCUGAAGGAUCGCGUGAAUAAAUGCAACUGCCGUAUCUUCAAUGGAAGACGCUGUAUAGAACAAUUCUCUGUAGCCGAACAAGAGUCCAUAAGGUAUGAUUGGAUCUGUCACUAUUUACUCCUAUUUCUUUAAAAUAAUGUCUAAGGACUGGAUGUUUAUGUACAAGCUGCAGUUUAAUGCAAAAUAUAGUUACAUUUAUUCUAAGCUAAUUAGAUUUUCUCCUUUUUUGCAGCAUUAAUCAGUAGACCCUGAAUAUGUAUGCUUUUAUAAAAUACUUCACCACUAAACUGCAGUCUACUGGUAUCUUAUGAAGAAAAAAAUACAACAAGUUGGACAUUUGGUUUUCUUAUUAUCAUUAUUAUCAUUGGAAGUAGAUACUAGUAGCAUUAUUAUUUUUCAUUUCUAUUUUGCCAUUUCAGAUAUUCAACCAAUGAGCUCACGGAGUUCGAAAAGGAUUUACUUCUCCUGGGUAUCAUUUCGUCUUCCAUCAAUGAUGGAAAUAUGACCCAGGGGAAGAAAUCUAAGCCAACGGAGAGGAAAAACACAAGGAUGCGGAAUUUUUGCUAUGGGCAGAAACGGAUCUGUAGAUAUACGUUUUUCUACUUGAUGGAGAUUGGGCCACAGAAGUUUACGAAUCUCAAGAAGUGGUAUGCCAGCAAUGGACUCAUCCCAAGGAGAAAGAAGUCAGGUGAGGUGGUUUUCUUAUCCUUUCACAGAUGAUGAAAUUUAUAAUGAAGUUAACAUUAUUUUAAUUACAUUUAUAUUGAAUUAUUAUUAUCUUCAGGUGUGACUUCAUAAUAAUUUGUAUUAUCAUUUUGUGAUGCAUUUAGUCAUAGUAAAUCUACCAAAGGUUAAUUGCGAUGGUUUUUUUGACAGUUAUUUUCACUACAACUGGACUCAAAACUUGACAUCUAAUCCCUCUACUUACUGUUUCAAUCUAUUCCGACACAAUACUGAUCAUAAUAAAUCUUACUUUUGUUCAAUAUUUGUUCAUUGUUUUCCAGGAGGACGGAGAGGCAAGAAACUUCUCAAGCUAGAGCAGGUAGAGGCGGUCGUCAAAUUUAUUUUGAAUUUCACCGCAGAACACUGCAUUCACCUACCAGGCAGGAUACCAGGGUUCAAAUCGGCUGAUGUGAAACUGCUGCCGUCCUACGUCACCAAGGCGCAUCUGUGGAGGCUCUACAGAGAUGCUGCUCCAGAGCAUGGACCCGUAGCUGAGUCUACCUUCCGAAAGCUGUGGAGCGACCUUCUCUCCUAUGUGGUUGUUGCCAAGCCGGCCACGGAUCUCUGCUGGACAUGUCAGCAGAACAACAACCUUAUCACCAGACAGGUGUGUGUUGGCUAAAUACCGAUUGUUUUAAAUUUCAUUUUGUUUUACGCUGCUCCCCCCAAUUCUAAGCUUGAUGCAUAUCAGCACUUAACAUCAGCACUAAAUUAUCGGUGUUUGGCCACUGCCAUAUGUUUCUAUUUGUAAAGGUUUUUGUUAGAUUGACAUUAACAAUGUCUAUCCUAUGUACAUACUAUUGAUCUCUUCGGCUGUGAAUUUUGUAUGAAACGAGAUAACUCAAAAGAUUCAAAACUGUACAUCAUUAAUUCUUGGGCACUAAUGCAUAAUAGUUCAUUAUUAGUGUAGUCACUAGUCAGAUUGCAUUUUUUAUGGGAUUCGUUAUUGUUUUUUCUUUACGUUGAUAAUGAAAGAAUAUAAUUAUUUUAUAUCUGAUACUGAUUGACUGAAAUUGAUAUUUUUGCAUUAUUAAUCUCUAUCUCAAGAAGACAAUAGUUCUGUCAAAUUGUCUCAACUGUUACUUUAUUGUACAUUCCUUAAUGUACCAGGAUAUUUUUUACAAUACAUGUAUUAUAGGUUAUCUGUUGUCGAGUGACUUAUAAGUUUUUUUUUGUUUUUUGUUUAAUCUCAAAUAGCCUUGAUUACGACUAAUGCUUUUUAUCAUAGCUUUUAUUAAAUAUGACAAAAUAUAAAUCAUUUUGAACUCGCUUCUUGUGUUCCAGUAAUUAUCAUUUAAAAAACAGAUUCUGUCGGGUUUCAAGUUCAACGCAAUUUGUUAUUUCACUUUAUUGCAAUCUUUUUUUUAAUAUAUUUAAAAAAAAAAUCAUUUUUAUUACAUCUGGUUUUGUAAUAGGCCUAUUAUUAAGCAUAAAUUUUAAGAAAAUGCAUUAUUACAUUUUAUUAUUGCAACAUUGAUGUAACCUGCUAUUAUUUUGUGUACGAGAACAAUUUUGUACUGAUGAAACAUAAUAAACCGUGGAAUCGUUUUCCCAGCAACUUUGCCUAGUAUAACAAAAA
Strongylocentrotus purpuratus (purple sea urchin) is the source of this 3408-nucleotide messenger RNA. RefSeq lists its product as uncharacterized. Lineage: Eukaryota; Metazoa; Echinodermata; Echinoidea; Camarodonta; Strongylocentrotidae. Bases 675 to 1238 code for a protein of 187 amino acids. The record is from RefSeq and is a predicted model, not a curated record. The transcript has 2 exons.